Molecule: messenger RNA, 2368 nt
Organism: Girardinichthys multiradiatus
Lineage: Eukaryota; Metazoa; Chordata; Actinopteri; Cyprinodontiformes; Goodeidae
Gene: capslb
Product: calcyphosine-like b
Exons: 6
Coding region: 343-999 (218 amino acids)
Molecular function (GO): calcium ion binding
Source: RefSeq, a predicted model, not a curated record
CUGAGCUGCUCUUUGUUUGUUUGUUGUUUUGCUGCGCACUGCUGUUACAGCUUUCUGUUUCAGCUGAUCAAAGCUGGAGCAGAACGUCAGAAUAAAAGCACGACACAGAAAGAAUCUGAGUUGGACCGAAGAGACGUGGUUCUGGUUAAAAUUCCUGGUCCAGUCACCAUUUGUUUCCUUAAGUCCCUGAAAAACCCAGAAGAUACCUCGGUCCAGACAGGCAGAACCAUGGAUCCAAGCUCCAGAGAAAUGGGAACGUGUCCUACAGCAGAUGAAGGAUAAAGCAUAAGGUUCUGUGUUCUGGUCUGUUUCAUAAAGACAGAACCUCUACCUGCUGGAGCGAUGGCAGGAACAUCAAGACACGACCGGGAGAUGGCCCUGAAGGCCAAGCAGCAGCUGUCGGACUGUUCGGAUCCUGUGGAGAGACUCCGGCUGCAGUGUCUGACCCGGGGCUCGUCAGGGAUUAAAGGUUUGGGCAGAACCUUUAAAAUCAUGGACGACAACGAGAACCGCUCCCUGGACUUCAAGGAGUUCCUGAAGGGUUUAAACGACUACGGGCUGCUGAUCGAGAAGGACGAAGCCACAGCCCUGUUUCAGCACUUUGACCGAGACGGGAAUGGAACCAUUGACUUUGACGAGUUCCUCAUCACUCUGAGGCCUCCAAUGUCCAAGGCCAGGAAGGAGGUGGUGAUGCAGGCGUUCCGGAAGCUGGAUCGAUCCGGAGAUGGCGUGGUCACCAUCGAGGACCUAAGGGGGGUUUACAAUGCCAAGUACCACCCUAAGUAUCAGAACGGGGAGUGGACAGAGGAGCAGGUGUUCAGAACGUUUCUGGACAGCUUUGAUUCUCCGUACGACAAAGAUGGAAAGGUAACCCUGGAGGAGUUUCUGAAUUAUUACGCUGGUGUGAGCGCCUCCAUCGACACUGACGUCUACUUUAUAGUGAUGAUGAACAAUGCCUGGAAGCUCAGCUCCUCUGAAGCCAGAGACCAGCUCCGAUGAAUCAGAGCAUCCAUCUCCACCUCCUGGGUUGGAUGUCCUCCUGGUGCUCCCAUGGUUUCAGUGAUGAGUUUACAGAAGAUGAAGCAUUCAAAGUUCAGAUAAAACACACAAAACUUCUCAGGGCUGUUCUGAGUCUGAGUCCGAGUCCUUCCUGGUUCUAUCAUUCAUAAACAAUCAGGUCCAAAAUUAUUCAGAUCCCUGGCAGAUUCACGUUUCAAGUCAUUCUUUAAUGUGACCAACAUGUUUCUUCUGAAUGAUCUGGAGUGGUCCAAUCAGAGUCCUGACUGGAAUCUGAUAGAGAAUCUGUUGAGGGAGCUGAAGAUUAGGGUGAUGGUAAGGAGGCCUUCCAAUCUCAAAGGCUUAGAGCUCAUCACCAAACAUAAAUCAUCUAAAUACCAGAGGAGACCUGCAGCUCAGCGGUUGGAAGAAGGGUCAGAUUGGCUGUGAUGGUAAAGAAUAUUUUAUCUCUGAUUAUUGAGAAGGACACAGAUCAUUUUCAGCACAUCAGUUUUAAUAUAAUGUAAAUAAAAACAGAUAAAUUAUGAUGCUCGUUUACAGUGUUGUGUUCUCUUCAGAACCAGGAAUUAUUUCAUUGGUUGAAUGAUCUGCCAGGGGUAUGAAUACUUUGGGGCUUAGUUUGUGUUUAGAUGUUUUUGGAAGGUUUAGGGUGUAACACUUAAAUAGAAAAUGAAUUGGCUGAAUAUGCAGCCAAUUUAGAUUUUAAAUGUUUGAUAGACUUUGUGUUCCAGGAAGUGAUCAAAUCUCAAGGAAAAUCAGUAUGAUGAUUUUAAAACUCCUCGGUAGGUCUAUGAAACACUCACUUUGCUGUAUAUCUGCCUGGCAGUUCUUAUUUAAAUCAUUUAGAUAUUAAAUAUAAUUGUAGGUGUGCUGAUGAGUAAACCUGCAUACCUCGGCAGAGAUCUGAAUGUCUGGUGUUAGAGAUGUCAGAAAGCUUCUCAUCUUCUCUCUCAUAUAUUUGGAUCCAAGUGAGGCUUUGCAAUCAUUCACAUUUCCAACAUUAAGAAAUUCCCUUCUAUGAGAAAAACGACGUUUUGAGAACUGCGACCAAAUCUGUGACCCGAAACAAGUCAUAAACCAUCAAACAAAUGAAAUGAAUUAUUGAGAUGAUUGUUUCUCCGUUCAACUUCGGUUUCCUCGUCGGGUCAAAGUCAGAAUAUUUGAUUCACUCUCAGGUUCUUGUUUUGUUUAUUGUUUUUAGUUUUCUACCAUUAAACACUAAUAGCUGUCCUCCUGUCCUCCACUCAUGUCCUCCUGUCCUCCACUCAUGUCCUCCUGUCCUCCACUCAUUUCCUCCUGUCCUCCACUCAUUUCCUCCUGUCCUCCACUCAUUUCCUCCUGUCCUCCACUC